Molecule: messenger RNA, 630 nt
Organism: Cercocebus atys (sooty mangabey)
Lineage: Eukaryota; Metazoa; Chordata; Mammalia; Primates; Cercopithecidae
Gene: IFI27L2
Product: interferon, alpha-inducible protein 27-like 2
Exons: 3
Coding region: 298-612 (104 amino acids)
Biological process (GO): apoptotic signaling pathway
Cellular component (GO): membrane; mitochondrion
Source: RefSeq, a predicted model, not a curated record
AGCUCUCCUGUCUCCACGCCCUCACCUAGCCUGGUCCUGGGGCUGCUGGGAGACCGCAGAGAUGAGGCGCAGAGCUGGCUCUCCCCACUCACCCUCCACUUCCGAAGCUGCCUGAGUUGCCUGAGUGAGCCAUAGGGGCCGAGAGCAGCAUCAAAAUACUCCAGGGAAAAGCUCACUCCCAUUCCAGCCCCAGCUUGUCCUCUAGUCCUUAUGUAGAAUAAGCAUAGGAGGAAGAUUUCGUUUGAAAGAGCGUUUGCAGCCCUGGCAGUGGGGGCUGUGCCCGUGGUGCUCGGUGCCAUGGGCUUCACUGGGGCAGGAAUCGCCGCAUCCUCCAUAGCAGCCAAGAUGAUGUCCGCAGCAGCCAUCGCCAACGGCGGUGGGGUUUCUGCGGGGAGCCUGGUGGCUAUUCUGCAGUCUGUGGGGGCAGCCGGACUCUCCACAUCAUCCAACAUCCUCCUGGCCUCUGUUGGGUCAGUGCUGGGGGCCUACUUGGGGAAGUCACCUUCUUCUCUCCCAGCUGAACCCGAGGCUGAAGGAAAUGAGGCAACAGAAAAUGUACCCCAAGGUGAACCUCCAAAACCUCCACUCAAGUCAGAGAAACAUGAGGAAUAAAGGUCACAGGCAGAUGCA